AUGUCACUUAGCGUUCUGAGUAAGAAAGAAAAAGAAAAAGUAAUUCGCAGACUGUUAAUCCAGGCUCCUCCGGGGGAAUUUGUAAAUGCCUUUGAUGACCUCUGUCUGCUUAUCCGUGAUGAAAAACUUAUGCACCAUCAAGGUGAGUGUGCAGGCCACCUACAUUGCCAAAAAUAUUCCGUACCUCUCUGCAUCGAUGGGAAUCCAGUACUCUUGUCUCACCACAAUGUCAUGGGUGACUACCGGUUUUUUGACCAUCAAAGCAAACUUUCUUUCAAAUUUGAUCUGCUUCAAAAUCAGCUGAAGGACAUCCAAAGUCACGGCAUCAUUCACAAUGAGGUGGAGUACCUGAGGAAUGUUGUUCUCUGUGCCUUAAAGCUGUAUGUGAACGAUCACUACCCAGCAGGAAACUGCGAUGUGCUGAGAAAAUCUGUCAAGAAUAAGGAGUUCUUGAUCGCCUGCAUUGAGGACCACAACUAUAACUCAGGAGAUUGCUGGAAUGGUCUGUGGAAAUCCAAAUAUUUCCAAGUGAAUCCAUUUCUAACCCAGGUAACAGGAAGGAUUUUUGUGCAAGCUCACUUCUUCAGGUGUGUCAACCUUCAUGUAGAAAUGUCGAAGGACCUAAAAGAGAGCUUGGAAGUCGUCAACCAAGCUCGACUAGCUCUGAACUUUGCAAGACUUGUGGAAGACCAAGAGAAUAAAUUUCAAGCUGCCGUCCUAGAAGAAUUGCAGGAGUUGUCAAAUGAAGCCCUGAGAAAAAUUAUACGAAGGGAUCUUCCAGUGACACGCACUCUAAUUGACUGGCAGAGGAUACUAUCUGACUUGAAUCUGGUGAUGUACCCUGAGUUAGGAUAUGUCAUUUAUUCAAGAAGUGUGUUGUGCAACUGGAUAAUAUAA
This is a messenger RNA of Castor canadensis (American beaver), 897 nucleotides long. It is a transcript of the gene Capza3, whose product is annotated as capping actin protein of muscle Z-line subunit alpha 3. Lineage: Eukaryota; Metazoa; Chordata; Mammalia; Rodentia; Castoridae. Gene Ontology annotation, molecular function: actin filament binding. Gene Ontology annotation, cellular component: F-actin capping protein complex; cortical cytoskeleton. Gene Ontology annotation, biological process: barbed-end actin filament capping; actin cytoskeleton organization. The record is from RefSeq and is a predicted model, not a curated record.